UGUGUCUCCUUAAGAGAAUUCUAGUGUUUUCCUUCUGUUCACACAUUCAACAUGCUGGUGCAAAAGCUAAGCUGGAUCACUGUGUUGCUGUUUCUGUAUCAACAUGGUGCAGAAGCAAAAAGAACACUGACCUGUGAAGGAGGAUCUGCAUACCUCAGAUGUGAUUUGGGAUUCAUAAAGGUCCUUAAAGCCAAUUAUGGGAGAACUGAUCGCACAACAUGCGCUAGUGGAAGACCAGCUAAUCAGAUCUCAAAUACACACUGCUUCCAAGGAACAUCCCUCCAUACAAUGUCCACCCUGUGUGAUGGAAGUAAGUUCUGUCCUGCAGUGAAUUCCGUUUUCUCUGAUCCUUGUCAUGGGACUCAUAAAUACCUGGAUGUGUCUUAUCUCUGUACCCAUGCAAAAAGAAGUGUAACCUGUGAAAAUACCCAAAGUACCAUUUUCUGUGAAACUGGUGUUAUUUCUGUUCAUCAUGCCAAUUAUGGACGGCGGGAUCUUGUAACCUGCCCCCAUAAAUUAGCAACCACACCACACUGUUACUCUCCUCAGACUGGCAGCCUGCGUUCCAGGUGCAAUGGGAGGACGUCUUGUCAACUAAAUGCUUCGAAUUCUGUCUACUCUGAUCCAUGUCGGGGUGUCUAUAAGUAUUUGGAAGUGACGUACAGCUGUAUAUAAUACUGUGAUUAUCCUGCCACAUGAAUGUAUUUUAUAUGUUUUGAGUGUGUUUUUAAUGAAUAUGGUCUCUAUUAUAGAUGUUAGAUGCCGCUAAUAUUGUUUUUGGUUUAUUCAUUCAUUCCUCAGUGAGACAAAACAAAACAAUAAAUUGAAAUAUGGGGUUCAUCUUAAAAUUAAAAAAUGAUAAUGAACAUUUAAUUUCAUAACUUACAAAUUCAUUUGGAAAGCUUUAUUGAUCAGGUGUCAACAAAUGAGAAUAAUGGGAGGUAAAUGUUUCAAAAAGUAGAAAAUCUGUCCCCUCCCCCUUUUGUAUAUGUAUAGUAUCAUUUCUUUAAUUUUUCUUUUGAUUUUGAGGUGACUUUUAUGGGAUUCUCUCAUAAAUCUGUUAGAUCCUUUUCUCUACAUAAAUUUGUUAACUAUAAUGUUGUCGAAGUGAAAAAACAUUAGAGAAAGAAAUGAAAAUGCACCAUAUAUUCUGACUGCAGAACCACAAUAAUGGAGAACAAUCAAGAUUGUGAAGAAAAAUUAUCUGCUGAGAAGCAACUCAAAUUCUUGUAGAAGAAUCUAAAGCAAGUUGUCUAUGUUUGUAUGUUAUGUAAACUUUCACUCUAAAUGAUAGACUUUCUAAUCAUGUAAUAUGCAUACAUUCAUGUUUCCUGUCUUGUGUUGGAUUUUAUGUUGUAGUUUUUGCCUCUUGAGAAUCUGUGCCAGUUUGUAGUCCUUUUGUAGUUUCUUUUCUGAUUGGUUCCUCUUGAUUGUCUCCCCAGGUGCAUGUGCCCUGUUAACUGUCUGCACUCAAAAAAAAAAAAAAAAAAAGAUUUUUGAUGCUGUUCACUUUAUUUAAACCAUUUAUUUUGAUUCAACACCAUUGUAUCAGGUUCCUGGUUUAAAUGUGAUUGAUUCAUGUUAAAUUGACUUGAAACAAUUACUCUUUGACUUAACUUGAUGUUUUCAUAUUGGAAUAUGUUUCAAUCAAGUAACCCAACCAGCCAACCAGGAGUUAAUCAAACAGGACUUUUACUUCCCAUCAUGCUUUGCAAAGGGGCUGAACUGAGAGAGUGUUGAAAUAAAGUGUUAUUUUAAGCAAUUUUUUUGCAAGAUGAGAAAAUGGAGUGUCUUUUUUUUAAAGUUUCUGUUAUAUUAAUGGUUUUGCGGGUUACCAUUAUG
Messenger RNA from Megalobrama amblycephala (Wuchang bream), 1842 nucleotides. Its product is annotated as L-rhamnose-binding lectin CSL2-like. The record is from RefSeq and is a predicted model, not a curated record. Lineage: Eukaryota; Metazoa; Chordata; Actinopteri; Cypriniformes; Xenocyprididae. Gene Ontology annotation, molecular function: carbohydrate binding.